AUGAAGUCUCUUGCUGUAGCGAGCCUGGCUCUGCUGCUCGUCGACCUGCGGGGUUCCGGGGCGGCCGCUCAGUCAAUCACGGGAGGCUGCCCUGCAGGCGGCUGGACCUAUACUUCUGUUAAUAAUAUUGUUUAUCUGAUCUGCCCUAACUCUGAUUACAACGUCGACAACCUCGCCAGCACCGCUGUACCGGAUCAGCCCACUUGUGCCGAGCUAUGCAGCCACACCACCAACUGCGUCAAUGUCGUAUACGAGCCAGGCUUGUGCCAUCUGAAGGGCGCCCCUGCCAAUCCGAAGUGGAUUAAGAGCAACUAUUAUACCACAAUCACCGCCGUCUAUCCCAUGGCUCCGGGUUCAAUCAUUGAGAAAGCAUGUCCGUUCAACCAGUCGACGUUCUUGUCAAACAAUCAAGUCUUUAGUUAUUGUCCGAACUCGAACUACCCCUACGACAACUCCAAGACGAUCGCCGUCAGGAGUCUGCAGCAGUGCGCUGACACGUGUGCACAGACUUCGGGAUGCCAGAGCGUGGUCUACGAGCCUGGCUUGUGUCAUCCGAAAGUGCCUACACAGAACCCGCGGAUGUUUGUUGAUAGGUACUACUCGACCUUCACUCAGCUCUACACCCUGCAGCCUGGCCGAUCCACCAAUGGGAAGUGUCUUGGCGGACAGACGUACUACGUUUCGAAGAAGGGGACGUACUACGAGAUCUGCCCAUUCUCGGACUUCAACAUUGAUAACCUGCAGAGUUUGCAGGCGUACGACAUUAAAAGCUGCGCCGAGAUCUGCGAUAAGACGCAGGGAUGCACAAAAGUGGUGUACGAGCCGCCGAGGGCGAUGUGCCACCUCAAGGGCUCGCCGUCCAAUGCAAACAUGAAACAGUCCAAUUAUUACUGGACCCUUGCUGCCGUUCCUUUCCGUGUCAAGAACGGGGUCAGUAUCGUGGAACGGUGCCCAUCCGGCGCGACUCUGUACACUUCCGAGAACGGUGUACAAUAUGAGAUCUGCCCAUACUCCAACUAUGGUGUCGAUAACAUCGACUCGAGCUGGCAGCCGAGUCAGAACGCGUGCAUAGAGUGGUGCAGCAAGACGCCAGGCUGCUACUUGGGGCAAUAUCAACCCAACAAUGGAAUGUGCUGGUCCAAGGGGUACCCUUUCCAGUCCGACUGGACUCAAUACGACGCCUACACGACUUUCAAGAUAGUCCCCACGUCAUACGCUGCGCCCGCGGUCCUCUCGCAAAAUGGCCAAUGGAGUCCCAUCCAGACACUGCCGUUGAACCCGGUGGCGGCCUACCUGGUUCCCGCAUACCCAGUCGUGCAAGAUUUCCUGUCAUUUAGCUCCUUCAGCCCCUUCACGUUCGGGGGGGGGCCGGCGUACUUCAACACAGCCUUCAUGAGAUACAACAUCAAAUCGAGCGCAGCGAGCCAGUUUAACGUCGCGGAGACCAAGCACGACAUGUUCUGCCCAGGCAUGAAUCACCUGGCCGACGGACGUUUGGUCAUCAAUGGAGGAAACACCGACGCGGCCGUGACGAUCUACGAUCCUUUCGCCAACACCUGGACUCGCGCGGCCAACAUGAACAUGGGUCGUGGCUAUCAGUCCUCGGUCACGCUCUCCGACGGACGUGGAUUUACGAUUGGAGGAUCUUACACGGGUGGCAUCGGUGGACAGAAUGGCACACCAAUGAAAAACGGUGAGGUCUAUGAUCCUAAGCUCAACAAAUGGACGGCUCUUCCCGGCGCGCUCGUCGCGCCGAUGUUGACCACCUACGACAAUGCCGGGGCCUGGCGAACCGAUAACCACGCCUGGCUUUACGCCUGGUCCAACGGCUCUGUCUUCCAAGCCGGUCCCAGUAAGAACAUGAACUGGUACAGCACGUCCGGCCAGGGAUCCGUCAAGGGCGCAGGGCAGCGCAAUACGCAGAACGAUCAGAUGUGCGGCGUUACGGUCAUGUACGACUCGGGUAAAAUCUUCGCGGCCGGCGGCGCGCAGAGCUACAGCGAUGAUAAAGCACUAUACGCUGCCCAUCGUAUCACGCUCAAUGGCGUCAACCAGUCGCCUACAGUUCAGCAGCUGCCCAACGCGAAAUACGCCCGAAUCUUCGCCCAGGCCAUUGUCUUGCCUAAUGGCCAGGUCUUUGUCACCGGCGGACAGGCGUAUGCGGCUGGCUUCACCGAUACCCUGAGUGUUCUGCAGGCUGAAGUCUACGACCCCGUGGCGAACACCUUCACGCCCGUUGCAGCAUUGGCAGUUCCCCGCAAUUAUCACUCCACAGGUCUUCUUCUUCCUGACGGCCGGGUCAUGAACGGCGGCGGCGGCCUCUGCUACGUCGGGGGCGGCUGCAACAGUGGCAACCACCCGGACCUGCAAUUCUGGACGCCGCCAUACAUGUUCGAUGCCCGUGGCAACCCAGCCACGCGUCCGCAAAUCAGCUCAAUCUCCGCCAGCCAGCAGUCGGGGAAUCAGGUCAGGGUCUCACCCGGCGGCAAACUGACCGUCGUUCUGGGUUCGUCAGGAGCCAAUCUCGGUCACGUCCUCGUUCGGAUGGGUUCCGGCACGCAUUCGAUAGACACUGAUCAGCGCCGCAUCCCGCUCACGGUGUAUUCGACUAAUGGCAACACUGUGGCGCUGUCUAUUCCCAAUGAUAACGGUGUUGUUCCGCCCGGCUUCUGGUACUACUUCGCCGUGGCUCCCAGCGGAGUGCACAGCAUUGGCCUGACAGUUAACGUAUUGGCGGCUUGA
This is a messenger RNA of Colletotrichum graminicola M1.001, 2742 nucleotides long. RefSeq names its product kelch domain-containing protein. The record is from RefSeq and is a predicted model, not a curated record. The transcript has a single exon. The coding region runs from base 1 to 2742 and encodes 913 amino acids. Gene Ontology annotation, molecular function: protein binding. NCBI's taxonomy places the organism in Eukaryota, Fungi, Ascomycota, Sordariomycetes, Glomerellales, Glomerellaceae.